UUCAAUUGUUGAAAGUAGUACUAUAAGAAAAAUAAAGAGACGUUUAAAAAGUAGAACAAGUAAAUAAGAAAACAUAUGUCGCCCGCUAGCAUGUACUGGAAUAUCAUCACUAUGCUGUCAUUUGUAGUUCUGUUCAUCAACUUUUAUUCCUCCUAUGCUUAUGAUCCAAAUGAUAAAAAGCUAGCCUCAGUUUUACCGCCCGAAGGUAUGUUUGAAGCCUUUUACCCGCGCGAAAUGGAUGGUGUGCCAAAUAGUGCUUCACGGCCCGCUCAUGCGCAUGGCAGUUUUUUUAAGCAUCGCAAUCCAGCGUUAGUGGAUACAAAGAAUGCAGCCGCGUAUGGUUAUCGAUUUGAUGGCAAAAGGCGUUUUAAUUUUGAUUAGAAAAUUGUGGAUAAAAAGAUAGAUCAUUUUUGACAUCAGUGAUGAUUAUUUAGAUUAUAGAUUUGGCGGUACAUCUUAUGCAAAAAUUUAGUCAUCUUUCCGAAUAGUUAACAUUAAGUUUCAAAUAUUCUACAAUUAAGCGAAAUCAUUAUGUGGGGAUUUCACAAGAAUGUGUUGAAAAGAAAUAAAUACAGUUGAUAAUAAAAACGAGCAGCAAUUCGGAGCUGCGCAUUGGCAAUAUAAAACUUUGCCGUAUCUCAAGCCAACUUUAUAAUUAUAAUUCCAAGCCAUUUCGAUACCUUUUGAUAUAAAAGAUAAGGCAAAAAGUGUUAAAAUAAAAUAAUUAGGUGCUCUGCCAUGGAGUGAUUUGAACAUCCAUUGCAAAGCUAGCUUCAUCCUUACCAAAAAGUUUGUGAAGAGGAGGUAAUAAAACGCAGAUUUGUUUUGUGUUGUUUAAAAGUCGCUUACCCCUCUCUCUUGAUAUCAGGGGCCGGAUUGA
Molecule: messenger RNA, 880 nt
Organism: Glossina fuscipes
Lineage: Eukaryota; Metazoa; Arthropoda; Insecta; Diptera; Glossinidae
Exons: 1
Coding region: 76-381 (101 amino acids)
Source: RefSeq, a predicted model, not a curated record